CCACUUCCGGUUGAGUUUCCACCAAUCAGCAGCGCGGAGGGACACGGAAGUGCAAUGGCGGCGAAUGGAGCGGGUCUGCAGUCCAGCGAGGAAAGUAAACAAGAGAGCAGGAGCGGAGAAAUGCGCCCUAACGAGGGACCCAACCAGACUCCUAACCAGAGUUUCAGACAGUGUUUCUCCUCCCUGCUCGGGUCUCUCACUGAGCUGGGCUGUGAGCUAAAAUUAUGCACCAGCGUUUUAAGCAUCACUGCCAACGUGAAUGCAGUUAAUGUUGCUGACCUGAAACCAUCCCAUGUGUACAACUGUUUACAACAACACAUCUCCAAGUUACAGCUAAUAUCCUCAAACCUGAAACAUAUUGUGGAAUUGGAAAAUCAGUCUACAUCAGCCAGUAGAGAAACAACCAGGAAAUCCAGCAAAGAGUUGGUAACAACAUCUGACCAAGAAAUGGAGAUAGACCCAGGGCAAAUUUCUACCACAUCACAAGACCACACUGCCCUUAAAGACACUGCGAAGACCCAGAUUGAUGACAGCAGUAUUCAGAUUAAAGCUGGCAAGGCUGAGAUUGAACGCAGGAUAUCUGCAUUUAUAGAGCGCAAACAGCUGGAGAUCAAUGAAAACAACGUGCGGGAGUUUUGCAAUGUGAUCGACUGCAAUCAGGAAAACAGUUGUGCCAGAACAGAUGCCGUCUUUACACCAUAUCCUGGAUUCAAGAGUCAUGUCAAAGUGACAAGAGUGGUAAAUACUUAUGGGCCCCAGACCAGAGGAGGGCACUCUGAGCAGGGAGAGCAGCAACACGGCUUGUUCAACAGAGACUGUGGAAACCCCGCCAUUGAGGAGCGGCUUCACAACAUAGAGGCCCACCUGAAGCUACCUGCAGCAGGUCCUGUCCCUCAAAGCAUUUACCAGCGGCUGAAGAAGCUAGAGGAUCGAAUCCUGGAACUCGAGGGUCUUUCCCCGGAGUACUUCCACUCCAUGAGUUACUCUCACAAACGUCCAAAGGCUUCAGGUUCUCAGAGUUACAGUCUGACUGAGUUGGAUGGGAAGAUCAAUGCAGUUAAAACUGCCUUGCUAAAAAGAGCGACUGACUUCCAGUCGGCAGAAGCGAGGGAGUUUACCUUUUGACAAAUGCGCACCGCGUACACAAGAACGGCCUUCGCUAUUUAAUCUGCAUUUAACUCUGUAUGCAAAGCUCUUCUGUCAAUGUCAACGUGAAGCAGUGGUAGGAACCAGUGUAAUUUCUGUGUGUUUCUAAAGUUGUCUGCAGUGACUUUGUAUUAUAGAUUUGAAAAAAGGGAGAGUGCGGUAUAACUGAUGUAGUAAUUGAGAGAAGAAAAGAAAGUCAUGCUGUCAUUUUUCAUUUUUGUAAAUACAUCUUUUCUGUAUGAAGUA
This is a messenger RNA of Astyanax mexicanus (Mexican tetra), 1392 nucleotides long. RefSeq names its product MAP3K12 binding inhibitory protein 1 (gene mbip). The transcript has 9 exons. Lineage: Eukaryota; Metazoa; Chordata; Actinopteri; Characiformes; Acestrorhamphidae. Bases 55 to 1125 code for a protein of 356 amino acids. Gene Ontology annotation, cellular component: cytosol. The record is from RefSeq and is a predicted model, not a curated record.